This is a messenger RNA of Chondrus crispus (carragheen), 2442 nucleotides long. RefSeq lists its product as hypothetical. Gene Ontology annotation, molecular function: ATPase binding; proton-transporting ATPase activity, rotational mechanism. The record is from RefSeq and is a predicted model, not a curated record. Gene Ontology annotation, biological process: vacuolar acidification; proton transmembrane transport. Gene Ontology annotation, cellular component: vacuolar proton-transporting V-type ATPase, V0 domain; vacuolar proton-transporting V-type ATPase complex. Lineage: Eukaryota; Rhodophyta; Florideophyceae; Gigartinales; Gigartinaceae. Bases 1 to 2442 code for a protein of 813 amino acids. The transcript has a single exon.
AUGCAGCGCCGCCUGCGCUUCCUGCACGCGCAGAUCGCCGCGGACGCGUCGGUGCCGCCGCCGGACUCGCUGGAGGUGCCGCCGCACUUCGACGCCCGCGCGGCCGCGCUGCGCCUGGACGACCUGGACGCCGCCCUGGCCCGCCACGAGCAGGCCCUGCUGCAGAUGAACGCCCACGCCACCUCGCUCACGCUCCAGCGCAACGAGCUCGUCGAGCUCCGCUACGUCCUGGACAAGGGCGCCGCCUUCUUCUCGGCCGCCCCGCGCUUGCAGCAGGCCUCGUACGGAUCCCUCGCCAUGUCAGACCCCUCCAUGGAGGCCACAGGGCCCGUGUACGGUACCCACGCAGCCGAAAGGGAACACUCCCCGCCGCUCAUCGACGAAGCCCCGCGCCUAGCCUCGGCGAGACACCCGAGUGGCACCAGCCUGGCCUAUUACGCGGGCGUCGUGGAGAAGCUCAAGGUCCCUGUGUUUGAGCGCGUCUUGUUUCGCGCCACGCGCGGCAAUUGCCUUGUCAGGUUCGCGGAGAUCCCCGAGCCCUUGGUCGACCCUGCGUCGGGGGAAAGCGUGGAGAAGAGCGCCUUCAUGGUCUUCUUCUCCGGCAGUGAGGUGAAAAGCAAGGUCGCCAAGAUCUGCCAGGCCUUUGCCGCCAAUUUGUACAACUUUCCCGAGGACUUUGUGGCCCAAAGCACAGCGUACCAGCAGUGUCUGGAGCGCCUCGCCGAUUUGGACACCGUCAUUAAUACUACCACCGUGCAGAGGAGCGCCACGCUGCAUGAGAUCGCCGCGGAAUUGCCCCUCUGGGAUGAGAAGGUCAGGCGCGAGAAGGCCGUCUUUUAUACCUUGAACAUGCUCAACUAUGAUACUAGUAACGCUCUGUUUAUCGCCGAGGUCUGGGCCCCGACGUCUGCAUUGGAUAGCGUCAGGACCGCGCUCAACAAGGGCAGGCACCGCUCGCAUGCCCAGGUGCACUCCAUUUUGGAGGAGCGCCCUGUCGGCAGGGAAACCCCGCCAACAUACUUUAAGCUCAACCGCUUUACCACCGUCUUUCAGGGCAUCGUCGAGUCGUAUGGUGUCGCAGAAUAUAAGGAGGUCAACCCGGCCCCGUUUGCCGUCAUCACGUUUCCGUUCUUGUUCGCCGUCAUGUUUGGUGAUAUCGGCCACGGCUUCCUCAUGUUUGCGUUUGCCGCCUGGGUCGUCCUCAAUGAGAAGAGGAUGGUGAGGAGAAAGUUGGGAGAGUUUAUGCAGACGUGCUAUGAUGGAAGGUACAUGUUGUUGUUGAUGGGUCUGUUCUCCAUCUUUACCGGCUUUCUGUACAAUGAGUUUUUCGCCGUGCCGCUGGAUCUUUUCGGUUCGCGGUGGAAGUUUACGGAGGAGUCGGUGAUGGCUUGCGGUAUUGACAACUGUGAAGUGCCUUCCGCUGUGAAGAACCCGGUUUCGCCGUAUCCGUUCGGCUUCGAUCCCGUCUGGAAAGGGAGCGCUAACGGGUUGCUGUUCUUCAAUUCGUACAAGAUGAAAUUGUCGAUCGUGCUGGGCGUGUGUCAGAUGGUGAUGGGUAUCUGCAUGUCGUACCUCAACGCCAAGCAGUACAACAGCCAGGUGGAUGUGUGGCAUGUGUUUGUGCCGCAGAUGAUCUUCAUGAAUGCCACUUUCGGGUAUUUGGUUAUCCUCAUUUUGCUGAAAUGGAGCAUCGACUGGGACUCACCCGCGUGCCGAGCGGAUCCCAAUUGUCUCGCGCCGGAUCUGAAGACGGUGCUGAUCGGCAUGUUCAUGGCUCCCGGGAGUCUUCCGGAGGAAGGGAGACUGUAUCCGUUCCAGAAGGAAGUGCAAGUAGUGCUGCUUCUGCUUGCGGCCGUUGCUGUGCCAUGGAUGCUGCUCCCCAAACCGCUUAUCCUCAAGGCCAGGUACGACGCGAAGAAAAAGGACGCGUACAGACCGCUGGUGGACGAAGGCGAGACGGCUGAGCUGCUGUCGUCGAACAGUGGAGGCGAAGUGUCGGCGAUGAGCGGCGGAAUGGGCGGCAAAGGAGAAGCCGAAGCGGAGGAGGAAGAGGAGGAAGAGUUUGAUUUCGCAAACACGUUUGUGAAUCAGAUGAUCCACACGAUCGAGUUUGUGCUCGGGGCGGUGAGCAACACGGCGAGUUACCUACGGCUGUGGGCUCUGUCGCUCGCGCACGCGGAGCUAUCGGACGUGUUCCUCGAGAAGCUGUUGUACUUGUCGAUCGAGUCCGGGAGCUCGGUGCUGAUGAUUGUCGGGUUCUUCAUGUGGGUGGGGCUGACGAUCGGGGUGCUGAUGUUCAUGGAGUCGCUGAGCGCGUUCCUGCACGCGCUGCGUCUGCACUGGGUGGAAUUCCAGAACAAGUUCUACAACCUGCACGGGAGCGGGAACAAGUUUGUGGCGUUUGACUAUGAUGCGAUCCGCGAGGCGGAGGAGGACAACUAA